UCUCUAAAGUAUCAGAUAUCACUGCGAUAAGUGAACGCUAGUGGUAUCGUGCAAAUCAGUAAAUACAAACUCGCAGUAGACGCAAGUCGCAUCAUGUCGAUAAUAAUCCACAAAACUGAUAUCAGCCCACCGGCCCGCGCAACUUUGAUAGUUGCCGACUUACUCGGCCUCAAAAUCGAGACCAGAGAAAUCAAUUUGCCAACGAGAGAACAAUUCAAACCGGAUUAUGUGGCAAAGAACCCGCUACACACAGUACCAUUAUUAGAAGACGGUGACUUUAUUCUACCGGACAGCCAUGCCAUCAUGACGUACCUGGUCUCCAAGUAUGGGAGUGAACAACAGACUUUGUACCCUAAAGAUGUGAGAACAAGAGCUAUAGUCGACCAGCGCUUAUACUUCGAUGCUUCGAUACUCUUUCCGAGACUUCGAGCAGUUAUUUACAGUGUUGUGAAGUUCAGAGCUCCGGGACCCAAUGAGGUUCAGAUUGCGGAUAUUGUGGAAUGCUAUGAAGUGACGGAGAAGUACCUUGAAGGGAAGACUUAUAUUGCAGGGGAAGGGUUUACUUUGGCCGAUAUUUCGUGUGUGGCGACAAUAUCUGCGUUGGACUGCAUUGUUGCUGUUGACAAAAAGUAUGCGAAACUCCAUGCUUGGUGGGAACUUCUGCAGAAGGAAGAUUGGUAUCAGAAGAUCAAUGAACCCGGAUUGAGACAGUUUGAUCGUUUUAUCAAACAGUUUAUUUAAAAUGUUAAAUAAUUAAACCUAUUUAGUAAUAGUAAAAA
Molecule: messenger RNA, 779 nt
Organism: Helicoverpa armigera (cotton bollworm)
Lineage: Eukaryota; Metazoa; Arthropoda; Insecta; Lepidoptera; Noctuidae
Gene: GSTe2
Product: glutathione S-transferase 1
Exons: 1
Coding region: 94-741 (215 amino acids)
Biological process (GO): glutathione metabolic process
Molecular function (GO): glutathione transferase activity
Source: RefSeq, a predicted model, not a curated record